Diutina rugosa is the source of this 291-nucleotide messenger RNA. RefSeq lists its product as uncharacterized. The transcript has a single exon. Bases 1 to 291 code for a protein of 96 amino acids. NCBI's taxonomy places the organism in Eukaryota, Fungi, Ascomycota, Pichiomycetes, Serinales, Debaryomycetaceae. The record is from RefSeq and is a predicted model, not a curated record.
AUGGCAACCCCGUUUGACUCCCGCCAGGAAUUGGCCCAGAUCCACCGUGAGUACCACCAAUUCUUCCCCGAGAUGACGGUGGUGGACACUGGGGCCACGCCGCACUUGCACAUCACCACCGGCCAGGGAGCGAAGCACCGGGUGGCCGUGGUGGUGGCCGGGUGGUACGACGAGGCGCAGCCCACUCGGCUCUUCCCCACGUUCGAGCUGUUGGCGAUGGAGAUGGUGCCGGGUUUCCAGUCGCAGUUUGCCGAGGAGCUCUACCUGAAGAUCGCCGCCAUGGGCAGCUGA